Molecule: messenger RNA, 1291 nt
Organism: Paralichthys olivaceus (Japanese flounder)
Lineage: Eukaryota; Metazoa; Chordata; Actinopteri; Pleuronectiformes; Paralichthyidae
Product: sesquipedalian-1-like
Biological process (GO): retrograde transport, endosome to Golgi; receptor recycling; endosome organization
Cellular component (GO): early endosome; recycling endosome; trans-Golgi network
Source: RefSeq, a predicted model, not a curated record
GACGCGGUGGUGACGUCACCUCACCUUUCCCUACCAGGAAGUGACUGGGACACACACCCAGAGGAAACAGAAACUUAUUUCCACACUUCAGGAAGCCUGAGAUGUUGAAAUGAAGGUUGGUGGGAAAAUUCUCGCGCAUUUUGAAUCGUGCAACUCACCUGUGGACAAGGAGGGAUUCCUGUACAAGAAGGGUGAGAUAAAGACUUCCUAUCAGAAGCGCUGGUGUGUGCUGAAGGGGAACCUCCUCUUCUACAAGGACCGGGCGGGCGACCGUGACCUGAUAGGAGUGAUUGUUCUCGAGGGCUGCACCGUCCAGCUGUGCGAGUCCGAGGAGCAGUUCGCCUUCUCGCUGGUGUGGAGCGAGCCGGGGCUGCGGACGUACAAGUUCGCUGCAGAGGACCAGGCCAGCCAGGAGAGCUGGAUCAAAGCCCUGCUGUCGGCCAACCACAACUACCUGGCGCUUCUCGUGAUGGACCUGGAGAAGAAGUACAGAGAUGCUUUAGCUGAGUUAUCCAGCGAACCAGCCAAAACUUUCACGAUGCCAAAUUUCAGCCAAACAGAGGCCGGAUCCUCAGCCGCCUAUCAGAGCAGACAGUCUUCAUCGCUGCCUUCGUUCGCAGCACCAGCCGCCGUGGUCGCAGCACCCGGGCUGAGCUCCGGUCCGACCCUUCAAACUCCGACCAUUUCAUCCAAAACAGCCAGUAAGAGAUCACCCAAACUCUGGACGAAGAGGAACGCCAACGUGGUGCCGAUUAACGCCCCUGCUCCGCCCAUGGGGGAGUGGUCAGCGGUGUGCUUGGACCCCAAGGAGGAAUUCAGUAAACUGCACGAAGAUUUUGGAAGAGAGGUCAAAGAACUGAUUGUUAAUUGGUCAAAACGAGGACGAGUAGGUGAAGACGUUCAGGAGGAGAACUUGAUAGAUUUUGGAUAAGUUGACGGAUGUGGCGUGUUGUGGGUCUAAUCUUAAAUUUCAGUAACCAUGGUAACAUUGCAAAGGACCAAUGUAAAUAGGGUUUACAAAUUUUAAAAAUAUUUUAAGAUAUAGUUUAUAUAUUUAUGGUUGGAGAGAGAACAUACUGUUGUUUUUUACUAUGUGAUAGAGUCAAUAAAUGAUCUGUGACCUGCUGCCCUAUUGACUUUCACACACACCAUACAUUUGUAUUAUUUUGUCAUCAAUAGCAAUAAGAUUUAAGUCCUAUAUAUAUAUAUAUAUAGAUUUAAUGACAAUGUGACAGUGGUUACAACACCUCACGCAACCUUUACUCUGGAGCAAAAAUUCAAUAAAAAAUAA